Cygnus atratus (black swan) is the source of this 4403-nucleotide messenger RNA. It is a transcript of the gene BAK1, whose product is annotated as BCL2 antagonist/killer 1. Gene Ontology annotation, biological process: intrinsic apoptotic signaling pathway in response to DNA damage; extrinsic apoptotic signaling pathway in absence of ligand; regulation of apoptotic process. The transcript has 7 exons. Gene Ontology annotation, cellular component: mitochondrial outer membrane. NCBI's taxonomy places the organism in Eukaryota, Metazoa, Chordata, Aves, Anseriformes, Anatidae. The coding region runs from base 1 to 861 and encodes 286 amino acids. Gene Ontology annotation, molecular function: protein homodimerization activity; protein heterodimerization activity. The record is from RefSeq and is a predicted model, not a curated record.
AUGGGGCAGACAGUUCCCUCCUCCUCCCCGGCCCUGCUCGCUUCCUUCCCCCGCGCCGCGCCGCUGCGCUCCGGGGAGGAGGCAGGAAGGGAGCGGCGGGGAUGGGGCAGCUCCCCGGGGGGAUGCGUUAGGGCUCCCCGCGACCCCCCCGGCCCCCCUGGACCCCGCCGGGAGCCGGUAAAGCUGAUCCUCCCCAGCAUCUCUGCGAUGGCCUCAGGGAACGACGGAGACCCACCGGGGGCCCACGGACGCCAGGGCAGCAAUGGGCGCAGGCUGUCACAAGAGCUCAAUUCAGAAGACCAGGUGGUUCAGGAGACCGAGGAGGUGUUUCGGAGCUACGCCUUCUACCGCUACCAACAGGAGAGAGAAGAGAGCGGGGAAGAAGUGCCCUUGGACCCGGAGAUUGCGGAGAUCCAGCAAGAGCUGGGCAGCACCGGGAGCCUGGUGGGGAGGCGCCUGGCCAUCAUCGGCGAUGACAUUAACAAGCGGUACGACGCCGAGUUUCGCUACAUGCUGAAAUCCUUGCAGCCCACCAAGGAGAACGCCUACGAGUACUUCACCACAAUCGCCUCCAGCCUGUUCGAAAGCGGCAUUAACUGGGGCCGGGUGAUCGCAUUGCUGGCCUUCGGCUACUGCAUGGCCAUCCACGUCUACCAGCACGGCAUAACGGGCUUCCUCCGCCGCAUCGCCCGCUACGUGACGGAGUUCAUGCUGCGCAACCGCAUCGCCCAGUGGAUCGCCCAGCAGGGAGGAUGGGUGGCUGCACUCGAUCUGGACAAUGUUUACAUGAAGUACAUGCUGGCGGUGGUGGCCCUGGUGAUGGUGGGGCAUUUAGUGGUACGACGCUUCUUCAGGCCCUGACCGACGUGGGGGCAGAGGCUGAGGGGUCUGGCCAAGCUCUCUCUCAAACCUCUAUCCUGCAUUGACGUCUCCCAGGAGAGGGGGGGGGAUUUGAGAAACCUCCAGGGGGGGAGAGAGCGCAGCUUGGACCCAUGACCCUCCCGCUGCAGGAUGCGGGGUCUCUGCCACCCACGGCGAUGCCACCAGGAGCUACAGAGAGAGGCAGCAGGGGGGAAGGUUUGACUUUGGCUGCUUUAAGCCUCACUGUGCUGAGGACAGAGCAUCACCGUGACCCCAGUAGCCCGCAAAAGGGAGGCAGGAGAACAGGCUCCUCUGGAGGAACAAAAGCAUUGUCGCGAUAACGCCGGCGUGGGCGUACGUGUGCAUGUGUCUCAUGUCUCGUCCACUCUGUGCUGUUCCUAAGACACUCCAUGGGGUAGGCGCAGAGCUCCCCCAUUGCUGCUGGCUCUAGCCCAGACCUGCAUUCGAAGAGGGAUUCCAGCCUCGGUUGCUCCGAGCAUUGGUUAUAAGCCCCUGGAGGGGUGAGCCAGCAUUAGAAAGCCAUGUGGUGCUUGCUUUCACCUUCCCCUGCUCCUGAGCCCGAAUACUUGAGCUUUCCCUUUCCUUUUAGCAAGCAGCCCCUACCCGUUUUUAUAGGAACACGGUGACAGGAGCACAACCUGUUAUCUGACAAUCGAUGGCAGCAGCUGGCAGUGCUGGCAUGAGCAGACUUUCCCUGCCCCAGCCCAGACCCCAAACCUGCAGCAUCCCAUGGCCGAUGCUGGUCCCAGGGCCGCAGUCAUACCUCGCUGCCUGCACCCCAGCCCUCACAGGAGUUCAGACAGCACGUGCCAGCAGGCCUUGGGAAGCAGCAGGUUUCCAAACACUAAAAAGCUGUGGGGUGGUGACUCAGGGGUGUGCAGGCAGCCUGCCCUCCCUCCAGUCUGCUGGCUGCUUCCAUCCAGCACACUGGCACGUGAGCAGCCCCAGUACGACCAGUUGGUCCCCUUACUCUCAGUGGGAGGCACUGGUUGCAUCUCUUCCCUGCACGGGCUCUUUGAUGUGUCCUCUUUGAGCCAGGGCUGCCACAUCAGGGCUGCGGGGACAGUAGGGCACAGCACGCUGCCCCGGCAACCCAUGGCUUUUUCAGCAAAGGAUUUGACCUUGUUCUUGACUAAUGCUUGAACAUGAGUUUUGGGGGAGGCAGGGACGCAAGCAGGCACCGCUCAAUCUCCGAUCUUUCUGACUUUUACAAAGUAGGGAGAGCAUCCCAGUGUGGAUUGCACGGUUUAGCUCUGUCUGCUCUUUUUAAUCCAGGUGACUCUGUAAGUCUUGAAACUGUGACUGGCCCUGUCUGAGCCAUUCCAGCAUCACCGAGCUCCUAGAGCAGCUCAGCCAGCUGGGGGAGGGAGCCAGGGGGACCUCGGAGGUAGGAAAUGAGCCGUGGACCCGUGCCUGAGCUCCUCUCCUGUCACAGAGGGACCCCUGGGCUGGAGCAGCACCAGAGGUGUAAGCAGCCUGAGCCUGCUGCCCACUGGGACCACCCCACGAUGGCUGGACCUUGCCUGGCUUUGCUGCUGCAAAACAGGCUGGGGGACCACGACUGCCCUUGCUCGGGCUCAUCCCCUUGGCAGGGGGGUCACCAUGGCAGGGCAGAGCCCAGCUCACCCGCAGCCCUGCCUGGGGUCACCACGGUGGGCAAACUGGGGACAGAGAGAGCAGCCCUUCUGCCCCACCAUACCAAAGGUGUUCCUGGCAGACACCUGGCUGUCGUGUUUUUAAAAACCUUCCUCUAUCACCUCGCCAUGUCAUUAAUUCUUACCUUUGUCUUCAGGUGGAUUUUUUCCUCAAUGUCUCUCCCUUGGGACUACGUGUCCUGUCAAAGCACAGACAGAGGACACCUGGCAGCCUUCCUCCUUGCAGCUUAGCAGGACCAGCCAUAAUUUUGUAUCACUUAUGUCCCUCACGUUCCUUUUUUUUUUAAAACGAAAGAAUAGCAAACUCUUUGGCCUCUCUCCAUAUCCGUCUUUCUGUGCCCAUCAUUUUCUGCAGCAUCCCAAUCCCUGGUGGAGUGUCCUGGACUGUACUCCCUAAAAAGGCAUUAAAAUAUUUGCUAUAAUAUUCCUCUGCUAUAUAUCUGUUUGGGUUGCUUUCUUUGUAACACUUAUGUGCUGAGCAGCACAAGCCUGCAGUGGAUUGUCUGUGCCCAGGUUUUGCAGCUGUGCUGAUGCUCUGUGAGCAGCUUGACAACCGCCCCCCCCCCCCCCCCCGUAGUUUAUCUGUCCCCUCACAAGUGCACUUCUUUGCAUUUAUCCACACACAGCUUCAUUUACCAUCCUGCCACCUGUUCAACUGUCUUGAGCAGAUCUCGAGAUUUCCUGACUCUUCUCUGGCACAAACCACUCUGAACAACCUAGUGUUAUCAUCUGCAGUUUCCUCUCCCCCCAGCUUACCUUCUUUUUCUGGGUGAAAACACCACCAGAUGGAGCUUUUUUGCCACAGUGAAAAUGAACUGCUAAUUGUUAUUUUCCUUUUCUCUUAAUCAGUCACAUUAUUGAUCUGCCACGGUCCUCUAGUUGUCUGAUUUGGUUAUGUCUCCAGCAGGACUUUUUCCAGAGGGCCUUGGAAAGAAAACAGUACAUCAACUUUUAUUCACUACUUUACUGACACACUCCAAGAACUCUAACAGAUUGGAGUACUUCUGCUAGUACAGAAAUCAUGCUGCUUGUAAUUUAUUCUCAUCUUCCAGAGAAGGGGUUUCACCUUGCAAACCAAAUUCAGAUGUAAGGCCAUUUAAAUAAAGGCAAUUUUUCAGCUUUAUGGUAGAUGAUCAAGCCUUGGUAAAGUCUGUGAUACCAGGACUGAGAAGGGAACUUUUAACAUAGGUGCUGUACAAAGGGAAGUUUCCGUUUUAGCCAUUUUCUCAGGGGAUUUGCAGGGAGGAUUGUCUCAGGGUAUCAGCACGUUGUCUCACUCUGCUCUCACCUCUCCCAGCUUUCCUGGCACCAUGGCUGAGCAGAGACAGGCUCGAAGUGGGAACGUGAAUGGGUGGCUGCUCUGUAGUACUGCAUCCCGUCACUGGAUGGCCACAGCACUGCAGCCACAGCCACCUGGGUGCUGAACUCCCACGGGGGGAAAAUCCUGCUUCCAGGCCCCCCUCUUUGGCCGGGUGACCGGUGGUUUGUGCCCCCAGAGCUGCGCCACACACCAGGCCCUGGCACGCAGCAGGGGCAGGCAUGGCUGGGCCGGGGCCUGACUGCUGCUGGGGGCAGGAUGGGCUGGGGCUGCUGGACCCAAGGCAGAAUAAGGCGAGAAGGCUUUGUCCUCCCCAGCAGAUGAUGCUCUUUGCAGGGCCGGUGGGCCAUCUGAAGAGCCGCAGCAGGAAUCUACCUCAAAGCCCCACAAAGCAGAGUUCAGGGAAGGGCCUGGCCAAGGCACCGCAGGGUACCUAGGCUACAUGCAGGCAGCUUUAGCUCAGGCUGGCAGUGCCAGGAGCCCUUUUUACCAAAAAGUGCGUCCCUACUACGGAAGUAAGAGCUCUAAGGAAAAAAUAAAAAUAAAAA